Didymosphaeria variabile is the source of this 453-nucleotide messenger RNA. RefSeq lists its product as uncharacterized. The record is from RefSeq and is a predicted model, not a curated record. The transcript is spliced from 2 exons. The coding region runs from base 1 to 453 and encodes 150 amino acids. NCBI's taxonomy places the organism in Eukaryota, Fungi, Ascomycota, Dothideomycetes, Pleosporales, Didymosphaeriaceae.
AUGUUCUCUAAACCUGGACGGGUUCUCCUUCUUUUCCUCUCAGCAGGUGUGCUUCAAACCGAUGCAAUCCCGGACGACGGUGCCGAGAACUCUUUACUCCCGACCUUCACUCUCCUCGGCGGAAAUGGAGGCUCAGAAACGGGACGAUGCACUGGAACCGAUCUUGACAAUCUCAAAGCAUCUUACGAAGAUAUGUGCCUGAUGGCACGCUCAGCCAGCAACGAAUUAGAGUUUCUUCUAAAACAGGCGGAAGUUACUGAAGGCGAUGGGCCGCCCAGGCCGGACGAUGACGCACAGGUGCCAGUUGAUAAUUGGAAGAGGUGGCAACGUAUUCGUGAAACGUAUUUUUCGCUGUUUGGCAGGGAUCCUUUCGUGAAGAAGAAUGACCCGCCGGGUGCGAAAAAGCCUGGGGAGACUAUUCUUGGGCAUGAAAGAACCGUGAAGAGUGAGUAG